AUGAGCGACUUGGCAAUUGGAAUCGACUUGGGUACUACGUACUCCUGCGUUGGUGUUUUCAGGCAUGGAAAAGUUGAAAUUAUUGCGAACGAUCAAGGUAGCAGAACUACGCCGAGUUAUGUCGCUUUUACGAAUAUCGAAAUCUUGGUUGGAGAGCCAGCCAAAAAACAGGCCCCUAGAAACCUACUUAAUACGGUUUUCGAUGUCAAGAGACUGAUGGGUCGUAAGUUUGAUGACGACACGGUUCAGGCCGACAUGAAGCACUGGCCCUUCCAGCUGAUUAAUGAUCACAACAAUCCAAAAAUCAAUGUUGAAUUCAAAGGCAUUUCUCAAACUUACUUCCCCGAAGAAAUUUCAUCGAUGGUAUUGCGAAAAAUGAAAGAGACAGCUGAAGCAUAUCUAGGUAAAACCGUCAAGAAUGCUGUAAUUACUGUACCCGCUUACUGCAACGAUGCUCAAAGAGCAGCUACGGUAGAUGCUGCUAAAAUUGCCGGAUUAAACGUACAAUGUAUCAUUAAUGAACCUACUGCAGCCGCAAUUGCUUACGGGCUAGAAGAAAAGAAUUCCGACGUGCGAAACGUGUUGAUUUUCGAUCUCGGAGGUGGAACUUUUGAUGUCUCCCUUUUGACUAUUCGGAACGGCGUUUUCAAAGUGAUUUCAACUGCUGGUGACGCACAUUUGGGUGGCGAAGAUUUUGAUAAUAAAAUGGUCAACUAUUUCGUUGAAAAAAUCAAACGUAAAUACAAUAAAGAUCUCUCGGAAAACAAAAGGGCCCUCCACCGUCUGAGAGUUGCUUGCGAAGGAGCGAAGAGAACUUUAUCAUCAGCCUCUGUUGCCGAUAUCGAAAUCGAGUCUCUUUACGAUGGUGUCGAUUUCUACAGUUCAAUCUCUCGUGCUCGUUUCGAAGAACUAAACUCUGACCUCUUCAAAAGUGCAAUGAAAAUAGUUGAAAAAGCAGUCCAAGAUGCUGCUAUUGAAAAAACUCAAAUUCAUCACGUCGUUUUAGUGGGAGGCUCGUCACGAAUUCCCAAAAUUAAGAAAAUGUUACGAGAUUUCUUCGACGGAAAGGAACUGAGCCAAUCAAUUAAUCCCGAUGAGGCUGUAGCGUAUGGUGCUGCUGUACAAGCUGCGAUACUAAAUGGUGUCAAAUCGAAGGAUUUACAAGACAUAGUGUUGAUGGAUGUUAUACCAUUGUCGUUAGGAAUUUCGGUUAAUAAUAUUAAUGGAGUUGAAGAUAUAAUGUCUGUGGUUAUCAAACGUAACACUCCAAUCCCAGCCAGAGUAACGACAUCUUUCUCUCCGGCUGCUGGUUAUCUAAGGAAUUUUUGGAUUCAAGUAUUGGAAGGCGAGUAUCUUUAUUCGAAGGAUAAUCAUCUGCUUGGUACGUUUAAACUCACUGAAUUCCCUGCUAAACUGCGCGGUGAUGUUAUUUUCGACGUAACUUUUGAAAUCGAUGCUAACGGUUUGUUGAACGUAACCGCCGUCGAAAGAUCCACUGGUAGGACAAACCAACUCACCAUCACGUACGAUAAAGGUCGUCUCAGUAAAGAUGAAAUCGAGCGUAUGAUCGAGGACGCUGAAAAAUUGAGAUUCAAAGAAAAAAACCGAAAAGCUGCAUUAGUCGCCAAGGAUGCUUUAAAAACAUAUUGUGUUGAUGUGAAAAGCGCAAUAGAAGAAGCAAAAUUAAAAAGUACAAUUAAUAUAUCUGAUAAAGAAAUGAUUUUGAAAAAAUGCAAAGAAACCAUUGUCUGGUUAAAGUCUGACACAACAGCUGGAAAAGAGCAGUACGAACGUAGGCAAGAGGAACUACAGAAAAUAUUCGAUGUAAUCAUCUCGAUAGCUCGCUGUCCCAGUAAAGAAAACAACGAAUAUUGUAAAAUGUUGAACGUUCCGAAAAAUGCCUCCGAAAAUGAUAUCAAGAAUGCACACAGGAAAAUAGCUUACAAAUACCAUCCCGACCUAUACCAAGGAGACAAGGAAAUAGGAAAACUGUAUUGGUUGACUUUCAUGAGAGCGAAAACUUCUCUCAUCAAACUAGCUAAUGAAUGA
Molecule: messenger RNA, 2049 nt
Organism: Planococcus citri (citrus mealybug)
Lineage: Eukaryota; Metazoa; Arthropoda; Insecta; Hemiptera; Pseudococcidae
Product: heat shock 70 kDa protein II-like
Exons: 6
Coding region: 1-2049 (682 amino acids)
Cellular component (GO): cytoplasm; cytosol; nucleus
Molecular function (GO): ATP binding; ATP-dependent protein folding chaperone
Source: RefSeq, a predicted model, not a curated record